CCCCCUUCUUUUCUUCUCCCCUGUGUGCCACUGAAAUCUGUCCGCCGGAAGUUAUGCUUGCGGUCUCCCGACCAAAAAAAAAAUGGCGAGUGGCAUCGGCAAACACAAGAUACUGAAUGUGGGGCCAACAGAGCCCUGGUCAGUCAGGGAGAAACUGUGUCUGGCCUCCUCUGUUAUGAGGAGUGGUGACCAAAACUGGGUGUCUGUAAGUCGAGCCAUCAAGCCUUUCUCAGAGCCCGGUCGUCCACCUGACUGGUUCUCACAGAAGCAUUGUGCUUCACAAUACUCUGAGCUGCUGGAGGCCACAGAAGCACCUAAGCGUAAACGUGGUGAGAAGGGUGAGGUGGUUGAAACUAUUGAGGAUGUCAUUGUUCGUAGGCUAACAGCAGAGAGGAUAGAAGAACUGAAAAAACUGCUGCGAGACACACAAGAGCAGUACAGAAAGUUGAAGAAGGAGGUGGAUCUGAUACAGACUGGACAUAUGGACUCUCAGCUGAAGGAACUGUGGGCAGAGAUCACACUAAAGAAGAAGCAGGAUGAGGAGGAAGCAGAGCAGAAGAGAAAAGCCACAGAAACUGCGUACCAAGCUCGUCAGGCAGUGAAGAACACACCGAAGCGUCUGCCCAGUGUAACUGUGCGCUCUCCUCUGGGUGCCAGCCCACCAAUGCUGGAUUCUCAAGCCGAAUCUUCUGUUCCCACACCGCCCAUGGAUACAGGAGGUGUUGCUUCGGAUGACACCACUACUCACUCAGUUGCCCAGGGGGUCGGAGUGUUUUUACCAGCGACGGAUGCUCCAGGCCCAGGGCCCAAAGAUGGAGGCCUGGCUACUCUAGUUGAUGACUCGCCACAGAAGAGGCUCUUGACCCAGAAGGCCACACCACCACCCUCUCCUCUCCUGUCAGAACUGCUGAAAAAAAGCAACCUCAUCUCAGCCAGCCCCCACCUGGUUGCCGAUGGAGAUUCUACUGGAAACCUCAUGAAUGGAGUACAGACAGCAACUGCAGUCACUGCCCUGCCACCCGGUCACGAUGUCAUCACGGAGGGUGAAGCAGAUGCUGCAGUGAAGGCAGAGCUCAAUGAGGAGACAGGAUUAGUGGAAGAGGACCUUGUAACGGUGUCUUAUAUAGGAGACGAACUAGACCUUGAGACUGUAGAUGACAUCAUUGCCAUCAUAGAGUCCCAGGUUGACGACUCUGUGGAGGCUUUGGAUGCAGCGGCGGUGGAAGCAGCUCUGUCUUUGUGCGAAGAGGCUGUUUCAGAAGAACACACACUCCCUGGCCCAUGGGAGACCCAGGAGCUGAAAGCUUCAGAUGCUGCACCCACAGUCCCAGACUCUGAGCCCACACAGGAACCUCAGGAUGUGGCCACAAUGUCAGCCCUGACCCCUGCCAGCAUAGAGACUCAGAACCAACCUGAGAUUAAAAGAGAAGAACAGCUUAAGGGAAACUGCGAGGGUCCUGAGGUGACAGGAAGUGAUGUCACUUCUUCUGUUGCCUCUGAUGAUGGAGCUACAGGAAGUGAGGUUACAGAGGAGGGGACAACAGGGAAGGAGUCCACUGAGGCAACAGUGAAGAGUGAGGGGGAGGAGUGGAGCCAGCCAGAGCCCAGCCUGCCUUGCCUAGACUCUGAGGACAGUUCUGUGUCUGGUAAAGAGUCCAAGGAGGUUAAGGAGGAGGAGGUGGGGAGUGAGGGUGACCCUGAAGAAGGGAUGGAACUGAAGGAGGAGUGUGGGGAGGGCCCCUAUCUGUCAGAGGUGGAGCGGGCAGCCAGCGAGAGUGAAGAUGGCUACGGCCCGCCCUCCCAGCGCUACACAGCAGAUUCACUGGCCAGCAGCCCAGCCUCUUCUUCCCAGCUCUCUACAUGUGGUGAGGACCAGGAGGCAGUGCAGGCACAGAAGAUCUGGAAGAAAGCCAUUAUGCUGGUGUGGAGAGCUGCAGCCAACCACAGGUAUGCCAGUGUCUUCCUGCAGCCCGUGUCAGAUGACAUCGCCCCUGGUUACCACAGCAUCGUACACAGGCCCAUGGACCUGUCAGCCAUUAAGAAGAACAUUGAGUCCGGCGUGAUCCGUACGACUGCUGAGUUCCAGCGAGACAUCAUGCUGAUGUUUCAAAAUGCCGUCAUGUACAACUCGUCGGACCACGACGUGUACCACAUGGCGCUGGAGAUGCAGAAGGACGUCCUGGAGCACGUCCAGCAGUUCCUGGCUACGCAGCUCAUCAUGCAGACCUCAGAGAGCGCCAUCUCCGCCAAGAGCCUCCGUGGCAGGGAGGGAAAUCGUAAGCCAGGAGAGUCAACGGACAAGGAUGGAGGCACCAGGGGUCGUCGUAGCGCCAUGGAGGCUGACCUGAAAAUGAAGAAAUAGCCUGAAAUUUCAAAGAAUGUCACUGGUUGGUUUCUGAAGAGGACUGCAGUCUGUGUAUACAUAUACACGUCCGUUGGUGUAAAUAAGGAUGUUUGUGUCUGUGUGUGUUUGAGAGAGCCGCUCAGAGCUUGCUCUUCUGCACUUGGUUCAUGUGCAGCACUGUGGGACUUCACUCCAGGACAAAUGGUGUCCCACCUACCCCAGGUACCAUCUCACCAGCAGUGCUCUUCAUUUCCUCCUGCUGAGCAAUGAACUUUGUGGAAAGAGAAAAAGAACUUUUUCACCAGCAAAAGUAUGUUUGGGGUCACAUGAUAAAUGGCACAAGGCACUCAGCUUCAGAUGUGAUGGGCUGAAAAGGUAUUAGAGCAACAACCAGAAGUCCACAAUGUACAGCUUCUGUAAAUUCAGAAUGAAUACUAGCACUGUCUGGUCACCAUCACACAGCUAGACAUUCUGCCCUUUUCAUUAACAGAACAAGGGAGUCUUUCUAAAAU
Messenger RNA from Monopterus albus (swamp eel), 2856 nucleotides. It is a transcript of the gene brd8b, whose product is annotated as bromodomain containing 8b. The transcript is spliced from 18 exons. Gene Ontology annotation, cellular component: NuA4 histone acetyltransferase complex. The record is from RefSeq and is a predicted model, not a curated record. Gene Ontology annotation, molecular function: protein binding. The coding region runs from base 83 to 2362 and encodes 759 amino acids. Lineage: Eukaryota; Metazoa; Chordata; Actinopteri; Synbranchiformes; Synbranchidae.